Strongylocentrotus purpuratus (purple sea urchin) is the source of this 804-nucleotide messenger RNA. RefSeq names its product UPF0235 protein C15orf40 homolog. Bases 86 to 529 code for a protein of 147 amino acids. Lineage: Eukaryota; Metazoa; Echinodermata; Echinoidea; Camarodonta; Strongylocentrotidae. The record is from RefSeq and is a predicted model, not a curated record. Gene Ontology annotation, cellular component: cytoplasm. The transcript has 4 exons.
AGCCUACUUAACUGGAGCGGCCGAGUCGUCUGCAUCGCUGACUCUGCAUUUGAUUUUGAAACGUUGAACGUUUUAUUUCAUUUUGAUGAUUAAAUCCACUGCAAUCAUCUAUAGACUGUUCACGGGUUCAAGUGUCAUGCCAAGGAAAAAAUCAGAUGGAAGAGCGGUUAAAAAGAAUACAGGUGUUUCAUCAGUGGCUAGUUCUGCAUCAUCUUCAUCAGGGCCAGUCAUGAUGAAAAAAGAUGGUUCUAUCUCAAUCUCGAUCCAGGCUAAGCCAGGAGCUAAACACAAUGGCAUCACAGGUAUAGAAGAAGAAGGUGUAGGGGUUCAGAUCAGUGCUCCUCCGGUAGAGGGAGCUGCAAACACUGAGCUUGUCAAGUACCUGGCUUCCGUACUUGGGCUUCGUAAGAGUGAUGUCUCUUUGGAAAGGGGAUCAAAAUCAAGAGCAAAGACUAUCGGUGUGGCAUCAGGGACUCUCUCAGCCAAUGAGAUCCUUCAAAAGCUUCAAGAGGAAAUAGAUAAUGGAUGAGGCCCUCAGAGUUAUGAGUUAUCCCCAAUCAUGUGAGGAGAAUUUCAGGUCACAAAGUCAAGGUCAAAGGUUAUUGCAGGUCAACCACCUUAGACUGUGUUGUGGCGUCAUCAUCAAAAACUGAACCUGAGGUUAAGUUUUGGAUGUGUUUAUAUAAUUUUGAAAGUAUAACUUAUUAUUCAUUGAAACUUAGACUAAAGGGUUAUCAAGUAUCACAAAUCAUAUGACACAAAAUCCAGGUCACAAAGUCAAGGUCAAAGGUCAUUUUAGGUCAG